Molecule: messenger RNA, 2978 nt
Organism: Danio aesculapii
Lineage: Eukaryota; Metazoa; Chordata; Actinopteri; Cypriniformes; Danionidae
Gene: l3mbtl3
Product: L3MBTL histone methyl-lysine binding protein 3
Exons: 22
Coding region: 135-2474 (779 amino acids)
Biological process (GO): regulation of DNA-templated transcription
Cellular component (GO): nucleus
Molecular function (GO): protein binding; zinc ion binding
Source: RefSeq, a predicted model, not a curated record
GUUUCAGCGCAAAACUUUCGAUAUUGUCAUGACGGGCGAGUGUGAAGCGCGACGGCUCUGCGCAUGCGCACUGGAGUCCGCCUGGCCAAUUUCUCAGUACUCGUGGGAGAAUUUGGGCUGAUGGUGCGUGUGUGAUGGAGUCGUCAGGUGCGAGUGCAGCCGCUCCAGAGUUUGACGUGUACGGGGCGAUGGACUGGAAGGACGGGGUGGGGACUCUGCCUGGCAGUGAGCUCAAGUUCCGGGUGAACGAGUUUGGGGUGCUGGAGGUCAUAACGGAAGAGAUGGAGGAGGAGAGGGGCAAAAAAGCUCACGCCACCACCACAUGGAGCGUCCCAACCGCACAAGAGGCUCUCUCUGAAGGGUCAGUCUUAAAGCAGGAUUCUCCUUGGGCUCAGCGUGGCCUGGUGUGUGUGCGCUGUAACAGGAAGGGCUCUGCGGUGGACUUCCUGCCUGAUGGCCUUCACUGCAGCGAACGCUGUCUGCAGCAGGAGCAAGAAGAGCUGAAGACUGAAGGCUCCAGAAUGAACGGAGAGCUGCUGUCGAGGAAGAGGACGCGUCUGGAGAGAUCAGCUGAAGACAUGGACAGCUCCAUGGACAUCCCGGAGGAGGAGGACGAGGACUACGAAGAGAAAGAAAGCAGGCGACCAGCCAGAGGAGCAACACGAGGACGCAAGAAACGCAGAGGAGACGCAGCACUGCUCCGAUACACGGUGCCGUAUGGAGGCAAGAAGAAGGCCUGGUGCUGGGCCUCGUACCUGGAGCAGGAGAGAGCCAUCGCUGCACCCAGCAAACUCUUCAAAGAGUAUCAGUGUUUUCCACAGUGUAAGAAUGGCUUCAGGGUGGGCAUGAGGCUGGAGGGCAUCGACCCAGAACACCCGUCCAUGUACUGCGUCCUGACCAUUGCUGAGGUGUCAGGACAUCGAAUCAGACUCCACUUUGACCACUUUUCUGACUGCUAUGACUUCUGGGUAAACUCCAACUCUCCUGACAUUCACCCUGUGGGCUGGUGUGAGAAAACCGGACACAAGUUACACCCACCGAAAGGCAUGAAGGAUGAAGAGUUCAGCUGGUCUUCCUACAUCAAGCUCAAUAAAAUCCAGACGGCGCCCAAAGCCCUGUUUCAGAACCAGAACAUGACGGUGACUCCAUCAGGCUUCAGGGUCGGCAUGAAGCUGGAGGCCGUCUGCAGGAAAGACCCCACCUUCAUCUGCGUCGCCACUGUUACAGACAUGGUGGACAGCCGCUUCCUGGUGCACUUUGACAACUGGGAGGAAAGUUACGACUACUGGUGUGAUGCCACCAGUCCUUAUAUUCACCCGGUUGGCUGGUGUCAGGAGAACGGCAGGACCCUCAGCACCCCUCCAGGAUACCCUGAUGCGAGCAACUUCUCCUGGGAGAAAUACUUGGCCGAGACCAGCUCAUUACCAGCUCCUGCUCGAGCCUUCAAAGUGAAACCUCCUCAUGGUUUUCAGCUGAACAUGAAGCUAGAGGUGGUCGACAAGAGGAAUCCUGUUCUGAUCCGCGUCGCCACAGUAGCUGAUACAGACGAUCAUAGACUCUGGAUCCAUUUUGAUGGCUGGACAGAUGAAUAUGAUUACUGGAUCGAUGCAGACAGUCCAGACAUUCAUCCAGCUGGAUGGUGCGCCAAAACCGGACAUCCACUGCAGCCUCCUAUCACUCCACAGGACAUGUUUGAGGCGUCUGAGCAGACGGGAUGUCCCACUGCGGGCUGUCGAGGAGUGGGCCACAUUAAAGGAGCCCGAUACUCUGGACACCACAGUGCUGUCGGCUGCCCGUAUUCUGAUAUAAACCUCAACAAGGACUCUGUUCUGCCGGACCGCUUGAGCGCGGAGAUGCCGGGAGCUGGAGUGGGUCGUCCACGCAGACCAGAAGCAAACCAGGAGAUUUCAGCAGACGCUAAUGAUAAACCCAUCACCUCUGUCCCGCUGCUCCCGGAUAAACCAAACACUGCCGUCGAGGCGCCAGUCAAGAAACCUGCGGGCACUGAGACCAAGAGGAGGGUUGGACGUCCCUGUAAAGUGCGGAAGGUGGAAGUGCUGCCACAGGAAGAGGAAGUGGAGAGUGAAGUGUCUUCAGUCACCGAAACCAAAGAGUUGACUCUCCAGCAGGCUUUGCACCAAUCCGUCUUCAUGCCGUGUUCCAGCCCGUCUCCCAGCAUGCCUCACUGCUGGGAUCAGCACAGCAAGCUCCUUCCUACAGUUGCAGGCAUCACGGCCAGUAAAGUGGCAUCGUGGAGCAUUGAUGAGGUGAUCCAGUUUAUCCAAGGACUUCCAGGCUGUAAGGAACAAGUGCGCACCUUUAGAGACGAGCAAAUUGACGGCGAGGCCUUCCUGCUGCUGACUCAGGUGGACCUGGUGAAGAUCCUCAGCAUUAAACUGGGACCUGCUCUGAAAAUCUACAACUCCAUCCUGAUGUUUAAAACCACAGAAAACUCAGCCUGCAACGAGCUCUGAUGGUGAGCUGACAGAUCACUGCUGCUUCAGUCCAAGGGCUCGUCAUCAAGAUCUACACGCUGGCAGAAUGAGCCGCUUCAACACACACUCACACGACAUUCAUAGCUUACACACUCAAUGCUGAACCUCCCUCAUUCACAUACGUCUGUGUAUGCACGUAAGCUACAUGAUUAGCUCAUGUCGGGCCCUUGCAUUAAAGUGUAUUUCUCUGAGGGCUUAUGGAAAGUGUUGAUGUUUUCUGAAAUCAGGUGCUAAAGGAAUGCUACAUGCUAAUCGAGUGCUACAUGCUUAACGAGUGCUACACGCACUGAAGAGCCGCACAACUCCUGCUUAUGAUUGUCAUUCUUCCUAAAGCAAAGAUUCUGUUACAUACUAAUCCAACCAACAAGCAGUUCUGUGUUUAAAAGAUGUGUAAUAGAUGUGCAAACAUAGAAGUCGUGGCUACAAUCAGCUAAAGGCUAAAUUCAAGGCUGUCCAUGAAAAUCAAAUAAACAUCUAACAAUA